AUGGAAGAAUUGAGUGAUUCAUUGGCAUCCUCGUUUCAGAUUUCUAACAAUCCAAAUGAUGUAUCAAGCCCCCAUCCCAGGUAAAAAUAAUAUAUUUUAAAGUAUAAUUUCUAAAAUGUAUGGUACAACCUAAGGUGUGGCAGUUACAAUUGUAAACCAAAAAAAAAAUUAAAAACAGAUUUAACCAAUGUUUUUGUGCAAAAACCUAGGAGUUGGAAAUCCAAAAAAUAUACAAUUACUCAGUGUUGAAUCUUUUAUUAGACUACAGUAUGUUCAAUUUUGCAUUGCAGUUUCAUUUUUAUGAGAACUGCCUCAAUCUAGUACAAUCCUUAUUAAUUGGCACUUAAGAUUAUACAUUGGACUCCUUAGGUUGUCAGAAUACAAAAUCAAACCAAGUAAUGUUCCAGACCAGGAAACAAGAAGAAAGCGGAUACUAGAAGAGCAGAAAAGGUUUGUCAUCACAGAUUGAUGGUGCUUCUUCAAGCGACUGUUCAUAUAUGUACUGAAAUAUAGUCAGUACCUCUUCCCUCUCUAGUAUUCCAUCUCUCCCGAAGAAAUUUGGUGUCUGUUGACCUCUUAGGCAUAAAAAAAUACCUGUGGUUCCUGUUUCAUAUCAUGAAAAAAUUAGGGUCGGUAGGUCGGAAAUAAAUUUUUUUUUUAAUAAUAUUUUCAUGGUUUUGGCGUUUUUCAUGGUUUUGGCGUUUUUCAUGGUUUUGGCGUUUUUCAUGGUUUUGGCGCAUGGUAACAAUUUCCGCAAGUAAUACAAAUAUACUGAAAAUAUGCAAACUUUGCAAGGCUAUAUUUUCUGUAUUUUACAACAUUUCACAACCAAAGUUUGCAAUUUUACUGAUUUCAUUGUGUUCUUGUGUUCAUUUUAACUAUUGUGUUUGAUUCCCUUCUCUUUACUUAGAUUAACAUUUAGUCUAACAUGCAAUUAGUUGUCCAUUGCUUCAUGGACAAUUUUUGCCUCAAAUGUUUACCUGAGUUUUCUAUGUUGUUUAUAGCCGUCGACAUGAUCGUGUAAACUUUGCACGAAGAUUGGUGGAAGAAGAUGACAUGGAAAUUGUGGAAGACCAGCCCAAGGUUUGUCUCACAUUCCGAAAACUGUUAAGGUGGCUCCCUACAGUUAUUCUUGUUUAAGCAAUAAUUCCGUAAAACAGGCUUAUUCGUGCAGAGCGCGAAUUCUGUUCGACUUGGUGGCAAUAUUGGUCACCUAAGGAAUAUUUCAAACUAGAUUUCGACAAUGUCAAUGUUCCCAUGGCAACAUGACGACAGCAUAAAGCCUUCCAAUUUAACCCAUAAAUGUGCCGCUAUGUCAAAAACGAUGUUGGUGACCUAUCUUUUUUAUUUCAUAUAUCAAUAGGGAAUGACGCUCUGCAACUGUGGUGAAAGUUUAAAAAAAUUCUGUAGUGUGUGAUUUUUUUAAAAGCGAAAAUUUUAUUGCGAAAAUUUCCACACUACAGAUUUUUUUAAAAAUUGAAAUUUAUAAAAUUUACCGCAAAAUAAAUUCGUGGUCAAAAUUUGAAGAUAGGUCACCGAUGAAACUAAUGAGUACAAUGCAAAUAAAGUUAGAAAAUAGCCUCGUGUAACUCGAGAAAUUCCCCUAUUGAAAAGCGUCGCUGACUAGUAAAAGAUUGUACGCAGGCGCAGAACGAGUUUUCAUUCAGCAAAAUCGAGCCGCAAUGUUGUUUUUACUGUUUUGUUUUUGUCAACUUUUCGAUCUAUUUGAGUGCUAUGGACAGCCAAGGAUUAUUGUGAAGGAUUAAAUCGAUGAAAACAAGGUUGAAGCUAAUUGAAUCCUGUCGUUUACUCAAUCUAUGAGCUGUAACAGCCUAUUAACAGGUGGACGUGUUUUUUUGUUUCAUGCUUGGUUUUGUACUUUUUGCUAUUAAAAAUGAACAAUAUUAGGCUAUGAAACUGAAAUAUUUUCUGCUUACAUAUAAUCACUUUGAUCUUGUAGAAACACGACUAAAAACGUGAACGUUUUCCUGAGAAGUAAACUAACUUUUUUAACGUUUGUAUGCAAUUUUGCAAAUGUUUUACAGUUGAGUCAGUUGACAGUGUAUAAAAAUUUGUUUCGUAGCUAUUUUUGGUCUAGUGAUAUUCGCAUCAUAUGUAGAACUGCUGUAUAGACUCGCAAGUGAUUUGGCACUCAAAACGAAGUAUUAUUCAACGCUUUUUUCCAUUAGAAAUAGCUUUAUUUUGUAAAAAAAGCGUGGUCAAUUUUUGUUUUGUUUUGAUCAUGCAGUUGCGUGGGAUAGUUCGCGUACGCAACAUCCCGCACGCAACUGUAGGGAGCCUCCUUAAGUGGAGUUUUUUUGUAUGUUAGUCGUAAUACACGCUCAAAACUAAUGCGUAUAAAUAUACCGCCUGAGGUUAUGACUAAAUUCAAAAUUUUAGUUUUUCACUUAUGUUUCUCAAUCGGCAAACAAACUUAAAAAGUAUGUUUAGUGCUUUAUCUGUAAAAUAAUGCUAAAAUGAAGAGGUUUUAGAUGAUAUGCCAAAGAGAAAAUAAUGUCUGAAGUUCAGUAAGUUUUUCUUAAUAUAUAUGGCUGUAAAUAUGGCGUCAAUUUUAAAGCAUCAUUGAUAAUUGUAUUUUAUUUGACAAUUUUUAACUAUUAUUUUAUGUUUCUCAACCGGCAGAUGCAUUUGAAAUGGUUGCAUGCUAACUCUGUAAACUAGAGAAUUUAAUAAAAGCUAAAACAAAGUAAUUUUGAGAGGAAUGCCAAAGAGGUUUUAGGUUUUGAACACUUUUCAUUGCAAAUACAUGACAUUGAAAAAAAAUUGCCUCUUAACAUUUUUAAUUUGACGUUUCGACCAGCUUGCAGUCAUCAUCAGGCUUGGAGUUUUCAGGCUCGAUGUUUUUAUAGGGUCAGUGUUUUCCGGCUGCGGGGUUUCAGGCUGGAAGACAAGAUUUGAUACAUCUCUUGAUAAUUUAACAAUGUUUUGUUUUCCAUUCUUUUGUUUGUAGAAGAAAACUUCAAAUUGGAAAACGGCAAAGAAUCCAUUCAAAAACCAGCUAAUGAUGUCAGAAUGGCUAGUAGAUCUUCCUGCCAAUUUUGAGCAAGAGUGGGUUAUGGUUAUAUCACCGAUUGGGAAAAGAUGUUUAGUUGUGGCUUCCAGA
This is a messenger RNA of Paramuricea clavata, 3124 nucleotides long. NCBI's taxonomy places the organism in Eukaryota, Metazoa, Cnidaria, Anthozoa, Malacalcyonacea, Plexauridae. The record is from the annotation of a GenBank genome assembly.